UUGGGUUUAUUAAAGUACGGUUUAAGUUUUUUAAUUUUAUAAUAAUGUAUAUAGAUUUUAUUGCCUUAUUUUAUUAGGGGUGAAUGGAGAAGUUUACCCUUAUCGAUGAACCCAAGUAUUGUUCAAUAAAAAAAAAGAACAAAAAGAUUAUGGCUUGGGACCCAUAGACAAAAUAAUUGUAAAGUGAGCGGUGUAACUAUUAUUAUUAUUAUUUUUUCCUGAUAUAAUAAGUUUGACAUAUUUUACAACAAAAAUAACAUUACACAGAGAGAGAUCACGACUCAAAUUGUAUUUAGGAAAAUAUUUGAGUCGGAUUAGGUUAAAUCUCUUGUUGAGGUUAAAUAUCAUAUCGAGAACAAUUUUUUUCACGGUAUCUUAUUUUGGUUCUACGUAUUUGUUCUUCUUUUCUUUGUUCCGUCUCCCUUUUGAGGAUUAAGGUUUAUAAAGGAUUUUUUCCACAUCACAAUUAACAAAGCUUCUUUGGUUUUUGCAAUUAUUGAUCGUUAGGGUUAAUAUUAAGCGUUCAAUAUGGUUUCUGGAUUAAUGAAUGAGAACCCAAUUGUUUACCCAAAGAGAGAACGGCGUGUUCGUACUAAUCAGAGCAAUACCGAUGAGUCUUCAGUAGAACCGAUAGACCAGCUCGAGAUUUUUGAUCAUAUAAGAGAUAUCAAAGAUCCAGAGCAUCAUGACCUUUCUCUAGAAGAUCUCAACAUAGUUACAGAGGAAUCAGUUGAAGUCGAUGAUGACAAGAGUUACGUUAGAAUUACAUUCACUCCAACUCUUCCACAAUGUCACUUGCCACAAAUCAUUGGUCUUUGCAUCCACGCAAAACUUUUGCAAAGCCUACCUGCUAGAUUCAAGGUUGAUGUGAUAGUAGCACCAGGGAGUCAUCUAGGGGACAAAGAACGUGUGGCGGCAGGAUUAGAGAAUCCCAGCUUUGUGGCUACAAUGCAUGCAAUUGCGUGA
Messenger RNA from Camelina sativa (false flax), 966 nucleotides. NCBI's taxonomy places the organism in Eukaryota, Viridiplantae, Streptophyta, Magnoliopsida, Brassicales, Brassicaceae. The record is from RefSeq and is a predicted model, not a curated record.